ACAAAGACGACUAACUCAAUUUACUUAUUACUGGGGCAACUACAAGAAGCCGCCCCUGUAAAAAUAGUUUAUCAAAAAUGAAUGACAAACUGCUAGUAGAGGUCCAGGGACAAAACGGAGCCUACUAUAAAGCCUAUGUAACCGAUAUAUUUGAAGAUGAGAUUAAACUCGAGUUUGAACUUGAUUGGCAGCCAGAAAGCCGGUUCCCAUUCUCUAGAGUUCGGCUACCCCCUCCCACACCGUCCAUACCGGCCGAAUUUACCAUAGGACAAGAAAUAGAGGUUUUCUCUAGAGCUAGUGAUCAAGAAUCAUGUGGAUGGUGGAAAGCUGUUGUAAAGAUGAUCAAAGGAGAUUUCCAUGUUGUGGAAUAUCUAGGAUGGGAAACUACAUACACAGAGAUAGUCCCCUCUGAUCGGCUGAGAACCAAGAGUACGGAACCUCCCAUCACCAAUCGGACGUUCUUCUCCUUUAAGCUAGAUGUACCCCACGAACUACAGGAGUUCUCUAAAGAUGAGAAGGCAGAAGAUAUUCAUCAGGAGUUUAAGAAAGCUAUUGAUGCUUCUCUAGUUAAAUAUCUUCCAGAUCAGGGUGUUCUAUCUGUGAUUACCCGGUACGAGGGUUCUCAGAAGAGAGCUGGUAUAUUGCAGGAAAUGCAUUACCGGAAUAUAUCUCAGCGACUAAUGCUCCUAAGGAAAACAGAAGAAGCUGCGAAGUGUCUUGAAGCUACUAAACUCCAAUCUUCUACUCAGUUUACUCAGGAGUUUACAGUCAUGGAAUCCUUAAUGGGAUUAGCGAUUGGUGCACACGGACAGAAUAUCCAGCAAGCAAGGAAAGUUGAAGGAAUACUAAAUGUUGAAAUAAUAGAAGAUUCGUGUACAUUCAAGGUGGUCGGUGAGACGAAGGAGAGUGUGGAUAAGGCCAGGUUGAUGUUGGAGUACUCCGAGGAUGCUCAUCAGGUUCCCAGGAACCUUGUCGGGAAGGUUAUAGGGAAGAACGGUCGGUUUAUUCAAGAGAUCGUCGAUAAAUCUGGUGUUAUCAGAGUGAAGAUAGAAGGCGAUAAUGAACCUGAACCCUCUGUACCCAGACUUGAAGGAAAUGUACCGUUUAUAUUUGUAGGAACUAAGGACGCUAUAGAGAAUGCAAAUCUUCUUCUAGAAUAUCACAUUAGUCAUCUAAAGCAGGUUGAACAGCUGAGGCAGGAGAAGCUAGAGAUUGAUCAGCAGCUUAGAAGCGCGGUGCGCACACAAUAUCAACAUUCCAGCACACAAUCAUACGAGAACGAAUCUUCCAGGGGCUAUAGAGGAGACAGGGGGCGUGGUCGAGGACGAGGGAGGGGGCGAGGUGGAUUUGACCGGGGUGACCGGGAGGGUAGUGAGAUGAGUGAACGAGGUCGAGGAGGAUAUCGAGGUAGAUACUACAGAGGAGGGGGUAGCGGAUACAGAGGUAACAGAGGUCGGGGGGAUUUCAACAGAGAGGAGACCAGAGGACGAGGACGGGGUGCUCCGGAUAGGAAGGACGAUAAGGACAGGCGAGGAGACGACAGACGGGACGAAAGACGCGGAGAUGAUAGACGGGACGACAGACGUGGCUCUGAACCCAGAGUAGAUAGGCGGGAGAACGGGAGAGAUGAGAGACGGGAGAAUGGUCGUGAUGAAAGAUGGGAGAAUGUGAGAGAGGAGAGGCGGGAAGAAGAUAAAAGACCCGCCGGCAGCGGCGGCGGCUUGAACAAGAAGAAGGAAACGGCACCGCGGAAGUGACUUAACUCAUUUUUCCUGUACAAUUUUUCAUAUUAAUGCACGCUGUAGUAGCGGCAAACUUAUUUGUACUAGUCCUAAUUUCUUUUAUGUGUAAAUUACCCAUUUUCAAAUGAUACAUGAAGAAAAGUUAAAAUUUCCCGCACCCAACACAUCAUAUUCAUACACGGGUUUUUACUAUAGUACAUGUUGCAUACUCCCGUAUUUGCUUACUCUCUUGACUCCAUUUAAGUAUUGUUUAAAUCAAAUAUAACUGCCAUUUAUUAAAUUCUUUUAAUUCGGAGGCAAUGAAGAAAUCAUAUUCCAGUUUAAGAAAAUAUAUGUCGUGAUUUUCCUAUGUGACAUAAUUGUAAUUAUUUCAGAAAA
This is a messenger RNA of Eurytemora carolleeae, 2120 nucleotides long. RefSeq names its product synaptic functional regulator FMR1 (gene Fmr1). Gene Ontology annotation, cellular component: neuronal cell body; nucleus; dendritic spine. Lineage: Eukaryota; Metazoa; Arthropoda; Copepoda; Calanoida; Temoridae. Gene Ontology annotation, biological process: anterograde axonal transport; regulation of dendritic spine development; positive regulation of translation. The record is from RefSeq and is a predicted model, not a curated record. The coding region runs from base 78 to 1757 and encodes 559 amino acids. The transcript has 12 exons. Gene Ontology annotation, molecular function: protein homodimerization activity; mRNA 3'-UTR binding; translation regulator activity.